Molecule: messenger RNA, 5632 nt
Organism: Castor canadensis (American beaver)
Lineage: Eukaryota; Metazoa; Chordata; Mammalia; Rodentia; Castoridae
Source: RefSeq, a predicted model, not a curated record
CCCGUUCCUAUGCUGCUGAGUUAUCUCAAAAACAAGAAGUCACACAACCUGGCAUGAGUGAUUGGUGACAUAGAAUCACUGUGACAGAAGUCAGAGAAGGAGGAGGAGUUGUGGCCUGGGAUGACCAGGGAAUGGAUGAGGUUUAGCUCUUCUUCCGCUUUCUUCUGUUCACGAGAGCAGUGAUUUCCAGGCUUUCUUAGCAAUGUGCCACUUCCCCUGACGUACUUACCAGACAGUGAAUUUUCCAUUUUUUACAAGAAGAAAAUUUUGGUGACAAAUUAUCCAAUAACAAAAGGACUUGUGUCUACUAAGAUCGUAACAUAUAAAAAAUCAUGGCCUCAGAAGAAAUUAAGCUUGCAAAGAAUGUCCACAGCGAGACUGCGGGUGCAGAAGCUUCAGACAAGAAGAAGGGAGGCAAAUUCCAGCCUUUUAAGAAGUUGUUUGGCAAAAGGAAAAAGAAAGAUACUACAUUGUCCCAGGCCGGAUCGUCGGGGAAGAAGAGCCACUCUCCUUUGAGUGUCAACAAUGGGAACUUCUCUUCGGAUGAGGAGACCCUGGAGGACAAUCUGAGGUCCUUCAACUAUUCUAUGGGAACCCGGGCGUUUUCCCAUGACAGUAUUUUUAUCCCUGAUGGGGGAGCAGAAAGUGAGCAGACAGUUCAAGCAAUGUCACAGGACAGCAUCCUGGGCAAAGUCAAAACUCUUCAGAGACAGUUGGGCAAGAAUAUCAAGUUUGGGCAGCAUCCACCCAAUGCCGUUCCCAUGAAGAAGGCAGGGAGUGGAGAAGCCAGCUCAGAAGAGGACCUGUUCCUGACCAGUCCCAUGGAAAUUGUGACUCGGCAAGACAUUGUCCUCUUAGAGGCUGAGAACAAAUCCAGUGAUACGCCAAGUUCUCCGAGUCCUUUGAAUCUACCCGGAGCUGGAAGUGACAUGGAGGAGAAGGUUGCUCCAGUUAAACCAUCUCGGCCAAAAAGGCACUUCUCUUCUGCUGGCACUAUUGAAAGUGUCAACCUUGAUGCCAUCCCCCUGGCCAUCGCUCGCCUGGACAACAGUGCUGCCAAGCACAAACUGGCCGUUAAGCCAAAAAACCAGAGGGUGUCAAGGAAGCACAGGCGGCUUGCCCAGGAUUGGCAAAAUGAGCCAGGCAGCCUUGAGAGUCAGCCGUCCCUGGACCAGAACGGACACCCUGGGGAAGACAAGCCCAUCUGGCCUGAAGAGGAACCAGAGCCCCUGGGACCCGACGAAGAGAAAAGACUCCAAGAAGACUACUGGCGAGAACUUGAGGCCAAGUGCAAACGGCAAAAGGCGGAAGCAGCCGAGAAGAAACGCCUCGAAGAGCAGAGGCUGCAGGCGCUAGAAAGAAGGCUGUGGGAAGAGAACCUACGGCAGGAGCUCCUGGAGGAGGAGGCCAGGGAGGAGGACCUGCUGCUGGAGGCAGAAAGAGGGACGAAGAGGGGCACGGAAGAGCACGGUUACCGAGAGCAAGAGCAGAGGGAAUGGGAGGACCUUGCGCUGCUGGAGGCCCAAGAGCUGAGGCGUCUACAGGAAGAGGCCGAGCAACUGGAGGCUGAGAGACAGCAGGAAGAGGCCAGGAGGCUAGAGGAGGCCAGGAGGUUGGAGGAGGAGGAGGCCAGGAGGCUGCAGGAGGAGGAGGCCAGGAGGCUAAAGGAGCUGAGGCAGAGGGAGGAGCAGGAGGAAGCAGAGCGGCAAGAGGAGCUGAAGCGGCAGCAGCAGCAGGAAGAGGAGACCAGGAAAAUGGAGGAGCAGAGGAAGCAGGAGGACAUGGAGGCAGCGAAGGCGCCAGGGAGACAGGAGGAGAGGCCACCGCAGCCAGAGGACCGCAGGGGCCUGCGGAACGCCCUGCACAGUGACUUGGAGGAGAAGCCAGAAGAACUCAAAAGGCGAAGAGUAGACGCCAAGGGACAGAGCCAGGAGGCCGGGCAAAGGGCAGAGUCCCCAGGGGAUGAUGGCGAGGUCAAGGGAAGGAGGGAAGAGGCCGAGGUUGAGCCUCCCCAGAAGCAGGAGGGACAGAUGGAGGACACGAAGCCUCCGAUGGAAAGGACCCGAGCCUCGGCUCUGGAAAAAGACAGAAAGGUGGAGGAACUCAGGUGGCAGGAGGUGGACGAGCGACAGACCAUGUCCAGGCCCUACACAUUCCAGGUGUCUUCGGGAGGGAGGCAGAUUCUCUUCCCCAAAGUCAACCUGAGCCCCGUGACCCCCGCCAAGGACGCGGGCAUCGGCCCCGUGACUCAGGAGGCCCCUGUCCCCCGCGGCGGCGCGGUCCCGCACCUGGCCUCCGCCUUGAGCAUCCCGCACACGGCCAUUCUGGUGACGGGCGCGCAGCUGUGCGGCCCGGCUGUCAACCUGAGCCAGAUCAAGGACACGGCGUGCAAGUCCCUCCUGGGCCUGUCGGAAGAGAAGCGGCACGUGGAGGUCCCCGCGCCCGAGCAGCCAUCCCGGGCGGUGGGCGGGAAGGCCAGGCCUCCCCCGGAGUCAUCGAGCAGCGCGGCCGCACUGGCCGAGUGGGCCUCCAUUCGGUCCCGAAUCCUAAAGAACACCGAGGGCGACCGAGAGCCAGCCAGGCCCGGAGAGGAGCCGGGUCCCCGGGGCCGCUGCGAUUCCCGCGGACACCUGCGCAGGACCCCGCCGGGCAAUGCCAAGUUCUCCAUCAUGCCUGCCUGGCAGAAGUUCUCCGACGGUGGCACCGAGGCCUCCAAGCAGAACGCGGAAGCCGAAAGCAUUAGGAAAAGGCCCGGUCCGGGGUCCGACGAAGACGCAGCAUCCCUGCCUGUCCCCGUGUCCCCACGAGCAUUCCCCAGGAGCCCCGAGAAGCCUGACGGGCGCCACGAGUCAGCCGACACCACGGACGGGUGCAAAUUUGCCAAAGACCUCCCAUCUUUCCUUGUCCCCAGCCUUCCUUCCCCUCCGCAGAGAGCCCACGCAGAGCCCACGGCCACUUGUGACAACAGCGAGACCACAAGCGGCAUGGCAAAAGCGGACGCUGUGGUGCCUGCUGGUGAGGAAAAGGUCUCGCCUUUUGGAAUAAAACUGAGAAGGACCAACUACUCCUUGCGCUUCCACUGCGAUCAACAGGCCGAACAGAAGAAGAAGAAGAGGCACAGCAGCACCGGGGACAGCGUGGAGGGGGCGCCACCCGCCGUGGGCAGCGCCCAGGGAGAGAAGGAGACCCAGGGCGGGGCGCUCAAGCACGGCCCACAGGAGAGGAAGCCAGCCCCGGCCCCCCGGAGGGACUCUACAGAAAGUCCUGCCAGCGGCCACCCUCCUCCGCCUCCUCCUGGAGCCCAGCCACCCGCCAGCAGUCCGGCCCCAGCUCCAGAGCACGACAAGGCAGCAAGCAAAAUGCCACCGAUGCAGAAGCCAGCCCUGGCCCCCAAACCCGCCGGGCAGACCCCACCAUCAUCCCCCCUCUCUAGACUCAGCAGGCCCUACUUGGUAGAGCUGCUGGCUCGGAGAGCUGGGAAGCCGGACCUUGAGCCCAGCGAGCCUUCCAAGGAGGGCCCAGACAGUAGUGGUCCCCAGCCACCCUCACCGCCACCCCCAGAGGAGAGGAAGGGACAGAAGAGAGAUGAGGAGGAGGUGUCAGAGAGGAAACCUGCUUCCCCACCUUUGCCUGCCAGUCAGCAAGAGAAACUGUCCCAAACACCUGAGGCUGGGAGGAAAGAGAAGCCUGUGCUUCAGAGCAGACACUCAUUAGAUGGCUGCAGACUUACGGAGAGAGUUGAAACUGCCCAGCCACUGUGGAUAACAUUAGCACUGCAAAAGCAAAAGGGGUUUCGUGAGCAGCAAGCAACUCGGGAGGAGAGGAAGCAAGCCCGAGAAGCCGAACAGGCAGAAAAAUCCUCCAAAGAAAAUGUCAGUGUCAGCCCACAGCCUGGAAGUAGCAGUGUCAGCAGAGCAGGUCCCCUGCACAAGUCCACUGCUCAACCAGAAGAGAAGAAGCCUGAGACUGCAGUGUCCAGACUCCAGCGCAGAGAACAGCUCAAAAAAGCCAACACUCUUCCCACAUCUGUGACAGUGGAGAUUUCAGAUUCAGUUCCCCAAGCGCCACUGGUGAAAGAAGUCUCCAAGAGGUUCUCCAGCCCAGAUGCUGCCCCUGUAUCCACAGAACCAGCCUGGCUGGCUUUGGCCAAAAGAAAAGCAAAGGCUUGGAGCGACUGUCCACAGAUUAUUAAGUAAAGAGUGAUUCUUGUUCAUUCCUAUUGCCAGUUACUGGCUCCUCUCUUGCCCUUUUUAUUUAUUUAUUUUUUAUAUGCAGUAAAGAAACCAAGCUAGGGAAAAGAAGCAUGUUUUAUAGGCUCUAAAAUAAUGUUUAGAAACUGAACUGGUGGUGUUCAUUGUAAAGAGUGUAUUUGCACAACCUUGGGUCCUGGUGCCUUGAGCUCCCCCUAAUUCUCAAGAGACAGUUCUGUCCAAGGGACCACAUGAAGCAAAAUCUCCAAACUUCACAUGCUCCUCAGGAGAGCCCACCAUGCCUGUUCCAUGGCCCUUCCACAUGCACACCCACACACCAUUCAGAACACAUACUUUUGCCAAUCUUUGUAAUGUUGUUUUGAUUCUCUACUCUUAAUUUCUUCUGUCCAAAAUACUUACUCUGCCAUGUUUGGGUAAUGUCUACUCGGUUUACCGUAAUGGUGAAAGGCUCAUAUGUAGACAAAACAAUGUCCAUUCUCCUGAAUGUGAUAACUAAGGAUCACAAGAAAAAGUCUGGCUCCCAACCCUGUUCCAUGUUUGGUUUUCAUGAAUUUCCCCACCCAAAGCUGUAACACAGAGGGCAGAUCAAUUCACCCUACCAUGCUGUGAAUCCACGGUCCUCCUUAUACCACAUGAGACAUUUGGCCUAGUUGGCUUCUGGGGAACAUUUUCACAUCAUAUGGUAAAAAGGAAAUUCUGUAUCUGAGCUGCAAGUUUCUCUUUCUGUCUCAGAAUCUCCAUCUAGUGGGUGGUUCUUUUUAUAGAUGUCCAAGUUGCAGCCAGGCCCCCUCCCAGAUCCUGGGAAGGCAGAGCUGAGAAUAUAUUUGCUAGCAAAAACUCUUCAGAUGAAUUCUGAUCUGUCUCAGAGGUUCAGUAACUUUGGAAUAUACUGAUUCUAGUGCAGUCCAAUUUCUCAGUCUCUAAAGGGGAGGCUCGGUCACCCAAAGCAGCAAAAGUGAGACAGGAAAAAAAUAAUAAAACCACCACCCAAACCAGCCCUUUAUUGUAAGAUGUGACAGGCUAUUGUUUUACAUGUCUCUGAAAAUUCCCUUUGGUCUUAGGGGAAAUUAAUGGAAAGCCAAGAUUUGGAGCCUUAUUCUAAAGACUUCCUGCAGAAGGUAUUUUCUCUAUAAUUGUGUAAUUCAUACUGAGAGUUGAGUGUUCCAUACCAUUUAGACCACUCACCUUGCUACCUUCACAAAGCAUCUCAGAGUUUUAGUGGCCUUGUUAUUAUCAUACACUUAUGCACACAAAUAAGGGACUUAGCAGUUUCAAUACCAUGUUUACUUUUAUUUCCCUAGAUUUGCUUUACCUGAAACAUAGACAUACCAGCAACCCUCCCUCUACACACAUGUACACAUACACACACACACACACAUAUUGAUGGCACUAACUUUGUAUUUCACGGUGUUGGAAUAUUU